CAAUUCAGUUUUGAACGUUCACAAAGUGCUUUCCGUUGUUUUCAUUGAAAAUUUAAUAAAAAAAAUUCGCUCAACUAAUCGUGUUUGCAUAAUGCGUCGCAGUAGUGCUCCAUCGAUGAAAGGAUUUUCCAAACCGGAAUCGGUCGGACCGCGAAAACCCGGUUCGUUACAGGUACCGAUAGAUAACGCAGACCAAACUGUUGUUGAUCUGUUGCUCAGUGCGGAAAAUCAUGCUCACGUUUUGAAGAAUCUAGCGGCAGUUCGAAAGCCUAAAACAGCGGACUCAAGUGUGGGAUCCGCGGAACCUACCGUCGUCAGCAGCGUAGCAAAUUCGAAGACACGAUUCAACGUUGUCUGGGGAAAGAUAAGUACCAAGAAACACAAAACCUGGGAAAGGGAUGGAACUCUCGAACUAUGUGGGCGCUCCGCCACUUUGAGGGAUGAAGAAGGAAAAGUAAUAGCUAACUCGACCGGCAUCAAAGUGGACACGGUUGAGGAAGGAUCUCGUCUGAUUGUCGGAAGUAAGGAAGUAGAAGUCAUCGAAAAAAUCUUGUCCAAUGAUCGAACGGAAAAGAUGAAUUCAGAACAAACUGUUCCUGCCAAGAGGCCGAAACUCAACACUUUCAAACCACCUAAGCCUCGUGAAGUCCCGGGUGAGACUUCUUUUUCGGGAAAAUCGUUCAAGCAUGUUGGUGCUACGGAAGAAAUUCCAUCGGAUUUUGUACCGUUAGUGAUGCAACCACCGAGCUAUGAACACCAAUGGAAAUACAACCAGAAACAGGCUCCCGUAUCAGAUGUAACAGUUCCGUACUCCUUGGCCAAACAUCUGAGGUCACACCAAAGGGAGGGUAUCAGUUUUCUUUACGAGUGCAUUUUGGGCUUUCGGUUAACUGACUCGGAAAGAUUCGGGGCAAUCCUGGCCGACGAAAUGGGUCUUGGAAAGACCUUGCAAUGCAUUUCACUAAUCUACACGCUGAUGAAACAAGGACCUUACGGUCAACCGAUCCUGAAGAGGGUUCUGAUAGUAACUCCUAGCAGUUUGGUAGAAAAUUGGGACAAGGAAAUCAGCAAAUGGCUCACAACGGAGCGGAUCUUUACAUUCAUCGUGGGCCCGAACAACAAGCUUAGGAAAUACGUUCAGUCACCUCACAUUCCAAUAUUGAUCAUUUCAUAUGAACUACUAUCCAAACAAAUUGAAGAACUCGAUUCGGUCAAGUUUGAUCUCAUUGUCUGUGAUGAAGGACAUCGCUUGAAAAACAGUGAUAUCAAGGUUUCAUCAAUUCUAGAUGGGAUCGAGUGUCCCCGAAAAAUUAUACUCACCGGAACUCCAAUCCAGAAUGAUCUACAAGAGUUCUACUCGCUGAUAAACUUUGUAAAUCCAGGUCUUCUAGGCACAUACGCUGAAUUCAAAUCCAAAUAUGAGAAUCCAAUCAUUCAAUCUCAACAACCUGGCGUGCUUCCACAAUUUCGGGACCUCGGAAUGUCUCGGCUCGAGGAAUUAAACACUAUAACAUCGUCUUUCAUUCUUCGUCGUACGCAGGAAGUCAUCAACAAAUAUCUGCCAGAUAAACAGGAAGUGGUGGUCUUUGCUCACCCCUCUAAACUGCAGACGGAUCUUCUCCAUGCUGCUUUAUUAUUCUACGAUCAAUCUGGCCCCAGUGCCGUCUCGCCGCUUCAGUUGAUUACCAUCUUGAAGAAAAUCUGCAAUCAUCCUUCACUUAUCUCGACUACGGAAAAAAGUGAUAACGAAUCCCUGACCAAACUACUUAACGACAAACUACCACCGUGGCAAAACAUGGGACCAACCGAUUCGGGUAAACUUGGUGUUCUUGAUUCUUUGCUCGAAAAUCUAAUAGAACGUCAGGAAAAGGUUGUAAUUGUUUCAUACUAUAGCAAAACAUUAGACAUGAUCAUGGGCCUCUGUGAACAUUACAAUUACAAAUUCUGCCGACUGGACGGAUCAACUCCAUCCCACGACAGGUGCAAGAUUGUUUCCAGCUUCAACAACCCAUCUUCGGAUACAUUCAUCUUCCUGCUGAGCGCAAAAGCAGGAGGGAUAGGUUUAAAUUUGAUCGGCGCUUCCCGUUUGGUUCUGUACGAUAACGACUGGAACCCGGCAAGCGAUCUACAAGCCAUGUCCCGUAUCUGGCGCGACGGACAAACGCAAAAAGUAUUCAUCUACCGACUAAUAACGGCCUUCUCUAUUGAGGAAAAAAUCUAUCAACGGCAGAUUUCGAAAACUUCUCUGAGCGGAACGGUCGUCGAUCAGAAGCAAAAGUUGAGCAAUCUCAAAUUCUCAAAUGAAGAAUUGAAGGAUCUGUUCUCACUAGUCGAAGAAGGUGAUGAUUGUCUUACACACCAAAUGCUAAAUUGUGACUGUCAGGGCAUAGGCCAUGUACCAGAACCUACGAGCAACUCGAGUCAGGAAGACAACGUGCAAGCCUCACCGGAACGAAGUAGAUUUCAAAUCAGAUUUACCAAGACAAAACCCAAAAAACCGAAAUAUUCCCUCAAGAUGCAAGAGCUGAUGCGCUGGGAACAUUACCGUGCUCCAGUUGACAAAAACGUUCUACAGGAACUCUCGUUGGCUGCGUGUUCAGAUAACAUUAUUUUCAUAUUCCGUAAUAAAGUCAACCAGUUCGAACAACAACUACCACCGUCGUAAAAGGUAACUCUAAUACACGUUGUUUUUUACAAUUUAGAAAAGAAAUGCCAUCAAUCUUUAUUCAUCGUUCUCAAGAUAGAUGU
Molecule: messenger RNA, 2748 nt
Organism: Ochlerotatus camptorhynchus
Lineage: Eukaryota; Metazoa; Arthropoda; Insecta; Diptera; Culicidae
Product: DNA repair and recombination protein RAD54B-like
Exons: 2
Coding region: 92-2665 (857 amino acids)
Biological process (GO): reciprocal meiotic recombination; double-strand break repair via homologous recombination
Cellular component (GO): nucleus
Molecular function (GO): DNA translocase activity; ATP binding; ATP-dependent chromatin remodeler activity
Source: RefSeq, a predicted model, not a curated record